Molecule: messenger RNA, 674 nt
Organism: Dictyostelium purpureum
Lineage: Eukaryota; Evosea; Eumycetozoa; Dictyosteliales; Dictyosteliaceae
Exons: 2
Coding region: 1-615 (204 amino acids)
Source: RefSeq, a predicted model, not a curated record
AUGGCAACCAGGUACCAACUGAAUCAGAAUAAUUUAAAAAUUAGCAUAUUAUUAUUUACAAUUUUAAAUUUAUGUUCUGUAUAUGGUUAUUCUAAUGAAAUCGAAAUGAUUUCAUCCAAUGCCGGGUGUAGAUUUUGCACUCUUUUAACUGAUGAGCUAAUUAAAAUUGCCAAAAGUAGCCAAAACAAAGGAGAUUUUAUUCUACUCUUUGAUGAAACAUGCAAAUAUAUUAACCCUAAAGGAGAAAUGAGCCAAUUUUGUAUAGAUCGUAAUAAUACAGUAGAAUUAAUUUAUGAAAAUAAAUUAGAUUCAUUUUCAAUCUGCAGUGAAUCAAUAUGUAAAAUAAAUUUUUAUAAUGAAAUAAAUAAAAUGGUUUUAACUCAACAAACUACCCAAUUUAAUGUUUCUUCAAUUUUUGGAGGAUGCACUUUAUGUAAAAUUUUAUCAACAAUUUUAAUAGAUGGGGGUGAAUAUAUUGCUAUUUGGACUGGGUGUUCUAAAUCUGUUGUGGGAGCACCUAUUUGUAUCGCAGCAUUAAAUUUAAUCAAACUAAUAAUUGAUAGAAAUUUUGAUAGUGCAAAAAUUUUAUGUACUUUAAUACAUUUUUGUGUUUAAUAUUAUUUCCAAUAUUUUUAAUUUUUAAAUAAAAAAAAAUUUUAUUAUUUUUUAAAGUG